AUGAACAUUCUUACAGGUGGGGGGCAGCGAUGGGAUGUAUGGCUGUUAGGGGCAGCUGGAGGGGUGCAGAAGCAAUGGCAUGAGGCAGGGGAGCCCAUCCAUCAUGGGAAGAUUGUGCAGGGCCAGCAGUGGUUCAGGUGGUGGGAUUCUGUCAGUUGUACUGUGUGUAUUGAGGUGAUGUGGUGCUGGAUGAUGAGGUGUGUGUGUGUGUGACAAAUAGGGCAGUGGUGUGACAGGCAGCUGUCACAGGAUUGCAGGGAUGAUGGUUGGUGGUGAAGCAUCAUGAACACCAGCAGAAGUGAUGGGGUAUUCAAGUUCCCAAUGGGUAAAAAGUGGGGGCGGUGGCACGCACAAUAAAUUUGUGACUGAGAGGCCAUGGAAAAUACUGUUAAAAAUAAAUGCUCUUAGACUUAGAAACCCCCAUGUAGCAGCUCACUUUAAAUCUAGAUAAUGCUCUUAAAACAGUUUGUCUUAACUUGCUCCUUACAACUUUGGAAGGUGCAUAAGUGCUAGAGCAGUAGCAGUUCUCUCUCCUAACAGUAGGUAAUUAAGGCAGAAAUUUUUCACAAUUCAUAUGUUAUUCACUUGCUUCCUUCCUUGAAGCUGCUUGACCUGAUUCUUUGAAAAUUUCAAAUCCCAUGGGAAUUAUGGGUGCAUAGUUUCUUCUUAGAAAACCAUCCCAUGUAAGUGACAUCAAAAGAAGAUACAAAGAGCUCAUACAGAUACUAGCUGUUGUGUCAGGCUGGUUUUUCAGAUCUGUCAUCAGGCUCUUCUGGGUGGAUUCAGUGGCUCCUGGCAUUGUCUCUUUCCAUCCUCCGUCCUGUGAGAGCUGCAGGUUCUGACACAAUCUGAAGACUGGCUGCUGUUUGUGCAGAAUUUGAGAGAUUUGGUGCUUUCUGAACUUCAGCCUUGUUUUCUAAAGAGUCAGUGCUAUAAAAUCGUCAGAUGUCAAAGAUGGGUAGAGAACUGUCGAAGGGCAGAUUUAGAAGAUAAAACUCCAGAUCAACUCAACAAGCAUUACAGACUGUGUGCUAAACAUUUUGAGACUUCUAUGAUAUGUAGAAGUAGCCCCUACAGAACGGUUUUACGGGAUAAUGCUGUGCCAACUAUAUUUGAUCUUACAAGUCACCUGAACAAUCCCCACAGCAGACAUAGGAAAAGGAUAAAAGAGCUGAGUGAAGAUGAGAUAAGAACACUGAAGCAACAAAAAAUUGAAGCUUUUGAACGGGAACAGGCAACUCAAGAACUGAAUGAAAGCAGUGAACAAAAUGCUGUCUCAGAGGAAGGAGGGGGAGAACAGGAAGAAGAAGCUGUCCCCUUAACACUGGAAGAAAGAGAAAACAAAGAUUACCUUAAAUCUUUGUUUGAGAUUUUGAUCCUGAUGGGUAAACAAAAUAUUCCUUUGGAUGGCCAUAGUGUUGAUGAGCUUCCAGAAGGUAUUUUUACUUCAGAUAACUUUCAGGCCCUACUGGAAUAUAGGAUAAAUGCUGGAGAUGAAGUUCUGAGGAGACGGUUUGAGAUGACUGCAGUCAAUCUGGAGUAUUGCUCAAAAACUCAGCAGAAGCAAAUGCUUGAGAUCUGUGAGAGCUGUGUUAGAGAAGAGACACUGAGGGAAGUAAGAGACUCACACUUCUUUUCUAUUGUCACGGAUGAAGUAGUAGACAUAGCAGGAGAGGAACAUUUGCCAGUGUUAGUGAGAUUUGUUGAUGAUUCUCAUAAUCUAAGAGAAGAAUUCAUAGGUUUUUUGCCAUAUGAAGCUGAUGCUGAAAUUUUAGCUGUUAAGUUCCACACAACUAUUACUGAAAAGUGGGGUCUAAACAUGGAGUACUGUCGAGGUCAAGCCUACAUUGUCUCCAGUGGGUUUGCUUCAAAAAUGAAAACCGUGGCUACAAGACUCUUGGAAAAGUAUCCACAAGCUGUGUACACGCUGUGUUCUUCAUGUGCCUUAAAUGUGUGGCUGGCAAAAUCUGUUCCAGUAGUUGGUGUUUCCAUUGCGUUAGGAACAAUGGAAGAAGUUUGUUGUCUUUUUCAUCAGUCUCCACAAUUACUAGCAGAACUGGACAACACAAUUUCCACACUUUUUCAGAACAAUAAGGAGAAGGCGAACGAGCUGAAGAAGAUCUGCCGAUCUCAGUGGACAAUCAGGCAUGACACCUUUGAGGUUUUGGUGGACCUCCUGCAAGCAUUGGUACUGUGCUUGGAUGCUGUGGGCAGUGACUCAUCUGUCAGGUGGAACAACUUUAUUGCUGGUAGAGCAUUUAUACUUUCAAGUGCGUUAACUGAUUUUGACUUCAUUGUCACUGUUGUAAUUCUGAAAAACGUUCUGUCUUUUACGAGGGCCUUUGGAAAAAAUCUCCAAGGACAGACAUCAGAUGUUUUCUUUGCAGCUAGCAGCUUAACAGCUGUCUUGCAUUCUCUGAAUGAAGUGAUGGAGAAUAUCGAAGUUUACCACGAGUUUUGGUUUGAGGAAGCAACAAAUUUGGCUACGAAACUGGAUGUACAAAUUAAACUCCCCGGGAAAUUUCGCAGGGCGCAACAGGGGAGCCUUGACUCUGAGAUAACAUCAGAAAAUUACUACAAAGAAAUCCUUAGUGUCCCUGCAGUGGAGCAUAUUAUUCAGGAAUUAAAAGAUAUAUUCUCAGAACAACAUUUAAAAGCUCUUAAGUGUUUAUCAUUAGUGCCCUCAGUCAUGGGGCAGCUCAAAUUCAAUACAUCCGAGGAGCAUCAUGCUGACCUGUUCAAAAAUGACUUGCCUAAUCCAGACACGCUUUCUGCUGAGCUUCACUGUUGGAGAAUCAAGUGGAAACACAGAGGAAAAGAUAUUGAACUUCCAUCUACUAUUUAUGAAGCCCUUCACUUGCCUGACAUCAAGUUUUUCCCUAACGUUUAUGCUUUGCUUAAAGUCCUGUGCAUACUUCCAGUGAUGAAGGUGGAGAAUGAAAAAUACGAAAUGGGACGAAAGCGCUUGAAGGCGUACCUGAAAAACACCCUGACAGAGCAAAGAUCAAGCAACUUAGCUUUGCUGAACAUUAACUUUGACAUAAAACAUGACUUAGAUUUAAUGGUGGACACCUACAUUAAACUUUAUUCGGACAAAGUGGAAUUUCAAGAAGUCUUUAUUCCCUCAAACAACUCCGAAGUGACAGAGGAGGCUUAAUUUUUUAAGCUCUAAGCAAUCUGUCGAAACAGCUAUUCCUUAAUUAAAUCUCAACACUGAAAAAACCCAACCCUGUGAAAUCUUAAUAAAUCACUGCAAUUGUAUUUCCAUUUUAGGUCUCAGACUGAAGAAGCAGUUGUCAGUGACCCAAAUUCGGUUUUGUUAUGUCUGCAUUAAAUGUGUUAUGUGAACAAAACCAAGCCUGAAAUUCUGCCCAUGCUUUUGGCAGAGGUGCUUUCUUCAUCUGAUUGACUUAACUUGGUGCUUGUUUACUUUGUUGCAUCUUGGAGAAACUACAUUGUGAUUGUAGACCUGAUGGGGCUGUUACAUAUUUGCUAAUGAGCUAGGAUAAGAAAAAAAAGAGCUCAAAAGAUUCAAGUAUUCAAAAGGAGUAUAAUCCAUUUCUGUUCUGUUACUUAGGAUUCUUUUUUAAAACUUCAAAGUCUUUGGUGUAUAUUUAAUUGGCAUUUGGGAGAGUGGGUUCAGCAAUUGCACAGUUCUCAUGCUGGGGGCUGUUGGUGUAAAGUGUCAGUGGUAGAGAGGUACAGUUUCAUUGGAAGAAUCAACCUCUUUAAUCUCUUGAUGAUUGUUUACAUUCCUUUGUGUGAGACACAAACCUUUUCUUUCUUUAGGCUUUUAAGAGGCAUGGCAGGAGUACUGAGAUUCCUAAAAGACACUAAAAACUAAAAAAUUGAUUCCACAAACAUUUAAAUCUGUUCGUUCCAUCCUAACUCUGACACAAAGUUGUGAAUCUUCUUGUCUGUUUACUUGUAAACUCACCCAGGAAAGAUUAAAAUAAGAGUUUGCUUUUUGUCUAGAAGUAAGAAUGAAAAUAUUGCUGUUAUUUUUUGCAAGAGUAAAACAUUUUUGUACAGUUUAUUGCAAUUUAAAAUAAAAUGUGAAUUGCUUUUUA
Apus apus (common swift) is the source of this 4070-nucleotide messenger RNA. It is a transcript of the gene THAP12, whose product is annotated as THAP domain containing 12. Lineage: Eukaryota; Metazoa; Chordata; Aves; Apodiformes; Apodidae. The record is from RefSeq and is a predicted model, not a curated record. Gene Ontology annotation, molecular function: protein dimerization activity. The transcript is spliced from 5 exons. Bases 1052 to 3157 code for a protein of 701 amino acids.